AUGCAUGCCAGAAACCCCCAUUCUCCUUUUCAAAGACUACAUAUGAUGGAUUGCGAUCUUUCAGCUCAGCAGGACACAGGGACCAUGCAAGCUGUAAUUGGUCAGGAUCCAAUGAUAGCUGGACAAGUCAGUAAGCCCUUGCUGUCACUGCGGAGUGAAAUGAAUGCAGAGUUGAGAGGUGAGGACAAGGCAGCUACUUCAGACAACGAGCUGAAUGAGCCCCUGCUUGCGCCUGUGGAAUCAAAUGACAGCGAGGACACUCCCAGCAAGCUCUUCGAGGCCAGAGGAAACACAGUGCUGCCUGACACGAGCCCAGCAGACCAGCACCAACCCAGUCAGUCCCAUCCUGCGUUCCCUGUUGGGCCUCAGCCAUUACUGACAGCCCAACAGUUAGCCUCAGCAGUAGCGGGGGUGAUGCCAGGAGGCACUCCAGCCCUGAAUCAGCCGAUCCUUAUUCCUUUCAACAUGGCUGGGCAGCUGGGGGGCCAACAAGGACUCGUCCUAACUCUACCUACAGCGAAUCUCACCAACAUCCAAGGGCUGGUAGCAGCAGCUGCAGCAGGAGGCAUCAUGACUUUGCCAUUGCAAAAUCUACAAGCUACCUCAUCCCUGAACUCUCAGCUUCAACAACUUCAGCAUCUUCAGCAGCUCCAGCACCAACAGCAGCAGCAGCAGCAAGGGCAGCAGCAGCAACAGCAGCAGCAAAGCCAGCAGCAGCAGCAGCAAGGUCAGCAGACGCAGACUCCACAGCCACCCCAGCAGACCCAGCAGCCACAGCCAUCAGCGCCAGCGCAGCAGAACCAAACACAGUCCCAGAGCCAGAGCCAACCACCUCCACCCCCACAGUCCUCCAGCUCCCCUCAGAAACCCAGCCAGUCACCAGGGCAUGGCCUUCCAUCUCCUCUUACUUCACCAAAUCCAUUGCAGCUGGUUAAUAAUCCACUAGCAAGCCAAGCAGCAGCGGCUGCGGCAGCAGCAGCCAUGGGCUCGAUAGCAAGCUCCCAGGCCUUUGGCAAUGCCCUCUCCAGUCUUCAGGGGGUCACAGGUCAACUCGUCACUAAUGCACAAGGACAGAUCAUUGGAACAAUCCCACUGAUGCCUAAUCCAGUCCCCUCCAGCCAGGCGGCAGGUGGAGCUCAGGGACUUCAGGUGCAGCCAAUAACUCCACAGUUAUUGACCAACGCCCAGGGUCAGAUCAUCGCUACCGUCAUCGGCAACCAGAUACUCCCAGUGAUCAAUACCCAGGGAAUAACACUAUCACCACUCAAACCAGGCCAGCAGCUCCAUCAGCCCUCCCAGACGCAAGUGGGACAAGCAGCCUCACAACCCAAUCUCCUGCAUUUGGCUCACAGUCAAGCAUCUAUGUCUCAAAGCCCAGUGCGUCAGGCUUCCUCUUCUUCCUCCUCAUCCUCCUCCUCUUCAGCUUUGAGUGUUGGCCAGUUAGUCAGCAAUCCUCAAACAGCCACUGGAGAGGUGGAUGGGGUGAAUCUGGAAGAAAUCCGAGAAUUUGCCAAAGCUUUUAAAAUCCGGCGCCUGUCCCUUGGCCUGACACAGACUCAAGUUGGCCAAGCCCUAAGCGCCACCGAAGGCCCAGCCUAUAGCCAGUCUGCCAUCUGCAGACACACCAUCCUGAGAAGCCACUUUUUCCUACCACAGGAAGCCCAAGAGAACACUAUAGCUAGCAGUCUGACAGCCAAACUGAACCCUGGCCUUUUGUAUCCUGCCAGGUUUGAAAAGCUGGACAUCACCCCUAAAAGUGCCCAGAAGAUAAAGCCGGUGCUUGAGCGGUGGAUGGCUGAGGCUGAGGCCCGCCAUCGAGCAGGUAUGCAGAACCUUACCGAGUUUAUCGGAAGCGAACCAUCCAAAAAGCGCAAGAGGCGUACCUCAUUCACGCCACAAGCCCUUGAGAUCUUGAAUGCCCACUUUGAGAAGAACACGCACCCUUCUGGGCAAGAAAUGACAGAGAUUGCAGAGAAACUGAACUAUGACCGGGAAGUAGUUAGAGUUUGGUUCUGCAAUAAGAGGCAAGCACUGAAGAACACAAUUAAACGUUUGAAACAACACGAGCCUGCAACGGCAGUUCCUAUGGAGCCUUUAACAGACUCUCUGGAAGAAAACUCCUAA
Messenger RNA from Gavia stellata (red-throated loon), 2124 nucleotides. It is a transcript of the gene POU6F2, whose product is annotated as POU class 6 homeobox 2. Gene Ontology annotation, molecular function: DNA-binding transcription factor activity, RNA polymerase II-specific; RNA polymerase II cis-regulatory region sequence-specific DNA binding. The transcript is spliced from 10 exons. Gene Ontology annotation, biological process: regulation of transcription by RNA polymerase II. Bases 1 to 2124 code for a protein of 707 amino acids. Lineage: Eukaryota; Metazoa; Chordata; Aves; Gaviiformes; Gaviidae. The record is from RefSeq and is a predicted model, not a curated record.